Plasmodium relictum is the source of this 1098-nucleotide messenger RNA. It is a transcript of the gene ADA, whose product is annotated as adenosine deaminase, putative. Gene Ontology annotation, biological process: purine ribonucleoside monophosphate biosynthetic process; adenosine catabolic process; inosine biosynthetic process. The transcript has a single exon. Gene Ontology annotation, cellular component: external side of plasma membrane; cytosol. The coding region runs from base 1 to 1098 and encodes 365 amino acids. NCBI's taxonomy places the organism in Eukaryota, Apicomplexa, Aconoidasida, Haemosporida, Plasmodiidae. Gene Ontology annotation, molecular function: adenosine deaminase activity. The record is from RefSeq and is a predicted model, not a curated record.
AUGAAAAUGACUGUUUUACACAAAGAUAUAGAUUUUUUAAAAAAAGAUGAACUAAACAUAAAUUUAAAAAGUUUAGAUAAAAAAGAAAGAUAUAAGAUAUGGAAAAGAAUACCUAAAUGCGAACUACACUGCCAUUUAGAUUUAUGUUUUUCUUUAGAAUUUUUUUUGAGGUGCGUUCGUAAAUAUAAUUUGCAACCAGAUUUAACAGAUGACGAAGUUGUUGAAUAUUAUUUAUUUAAAGAGAGGGGAAAAUCACUAAGUGAAUUUAUUGAAAGGUCAAGGAGAGUUACUGAUAUUUUUAUAAAUUAUGAUGUCAUAAAAGAAAUAGCUAAAGAAGCUGUAUUUAAUAAAUAUAAAGAAGGUGUAAUUUUAAUUGAAUUUCGUUAUUCUCCUUCAUAUAUUGCAUAUAAACAUAGUUUAUGUAUUGACUUAAUUCAUAAAUCAAUAGUUGAGGGUAUAACUGAAGCAGUGGAAGAAUUAAAUCAUAAGAUUCAUGUUGGUUUGAUAUGUAUUGGGGAAACAGGAAUUUCAGAAGAAAGUUUAAGAAAGGCUGCUGACUUUUGCAUAAAAAAUAAAAAAGAUUUUAUUGGAUUUGAUCAUGCAGGACAUGAACGUGAUUUAAAACCUUAUAAAGAAAUUUACGAUAAUGUAAGAGAAAAUGGUAUAUCCUUAACUAUUCAUGCAGGAGAAGAUAUAACUUUACCUAAUUUAAAUACAAUUUAUUCAGCAAUUGAAGUAUUAAAAGCAAAAAGAUUAGGACAUGGAAUAAGAGUUAUUGAAUCAGAAGAUUUAGUGAAUUUAGUAAAAGAAAAUGAUAUCUUAUUAGAAGUUUGCCCGAUAUCUAACUUAUUAUUAAAUAAUGUUAAGUCAAUGGACACACAUCCCAUAAGAAGAUUAUAUGAAGCUGGAGUAAAAGUUUCAGUAAAUUCUGAUGACCCUGGGAUGUUUCUAACAGAACUCGUUGAUGAAUACGAGGAGCUAUACAUAAACUUAAAUUUUAAUUUAGAAGAUUUUAUGAAAAUGAACUUAUGGGCAUUGGAAAAAUCUUUUAUCAAAUCAGAGAUAAAAGACAAAUUGAAGAAGUUGUAUUUUUUCUAA